GGCCAAUAUUAUCGUCUUCUCAGUUGCGCAUUCAAAGACGUCGUAGAAUUUUGCUGCUGUAUAAAGUGUUCACAAUGUCCACCGUGAUGGAGAGACAGUCUCGCUAUCGCCAAAUGAUGGAUCCCGGCAGCUACGACGGACAGUCUGCAGGCCUCCACUUAUCAUCGAUGUCACAGCCCGACCCCUCCGUGAACUUUGGAGCGACUCCCUACCAGUCUUGCACUCUCCCGAGGCCGUCGAGACCACGCGGUGGCGUGCCGGCGACAGCGGCGAGCGGUUCCCGGCGUCAGAUACUCUCCAACCGCGUGUCGGACUACCUCAAAUCCCUCAACUCGAUGACUCGCUCAAUAGUACUGGAGAAGGAGUAUGUUGAGGAGAGGCAUGCGGGCGAGUGGCAGUGCAUGGACGAGACCCUACAAGAAGACGUAGUCGACGACUAUUUCAUGCCGUUGGACGUGCACGCGCAUUACGGAACGCUACCGAGGUCGCGCUGCUCCUACCGCGAGCCUCGCAGUCCGUCCGCUGCAUCGACGUCUUCGCACGACCAGCGAUUCUCCUUCAGAAAUGCCUGGGUCCCGAGCGCUCUGUCUCAGCCCCCAGACACGACGGCCUACCCAACUCCCUCAUCUCCCACACAGACGUAUUUCAUCCCUCCCACCCACAACCGACUCCACAAGAACCAGCUCUCUUACCGCUCCAAGGCUCUCAGGAAGGUCAUGAACCUUCCACUGCCCACAGGACCAGAAGACUCCGCCCACCACCAACACAGACAGCAACAGCAGCCGGAGCCACACCACCAGAAGAGAGACAGCGGCCUCGGAAGCGACGGAGAGAGUCCACGGACAUCCGACGAGGACCAGAACCCACUUGCGUUCCAGCGAAACCACCUGCGCAGCUUCAGUCUCCGACAGAAGAAGGGCGGCGCUCGCAACCACGGGUCUCUCUCUCGCUCCAGCACUCGCAGAGCACCUCAAAGAAUCACUGCUGGCAGUGAAAAUACUCGCGGUGCUAACGGAACCAACUCUCCUGGGAACUCAAGACAAGGGGGACCGGGAUAUGAUGCAGAAGUGGACUUGCCGGAUGAUUCUCUCCUCCAUGACCUCAUGGGACUGCCACCACACACAACCAAACGGGAUCUCGCUCGCCUCCCAAACCGUCCAGUCCCGAUGUACCACAACCGGCCUGCCGUCGUGCUGACAAACCUUCGCAGAGUCCACUCAGAGGACAGCAUCGAUACAGACACUGAGAGCAUUGCCCAGUCUAACGUCAGCAACCUCUCCAAGUCAACUGGCAUACUCACCGAGGACGAACUGCUGAGUGAUGCAACUAUCCCCACGUGUCUAACGCCCGAGUCACUCUUGUCCGUACCCUCGACUUCAGGGGGUAAGAGGGGGCUGGUGCGCUCUCGGCCGCAGAGCCGACGCGGGGGAUCAUUCCUCCAGACUUCCACCUCCGAGUUUGCCAACCGCAGGGCUCAGUUCAAACCAAACAUGCUCCGCAAUCAUAUCAGUGCACAGAGCUCCCCGACACACACACGACAGUCCACCCCGUCCUUUUCUCGACAGAACACCCCCGGAGUAUCUUCCCCCACUCCCCACCCCGAAGUAUCUUCCCCUACCCCAGCACACCCCGACACUUCCUCCACACCCCAUCACCACAAGGCGCCUACUCCGCCUUCCCUCCCCCUCAAGCAUCGUCGUAGCUCUGUCAGUGGAAGCAUAGACCUUCCAAUUUCCCCAGAGCAGAUUUUGAUCUCUCCGCACACACCUCUAGUCAAGUCGAUCUCGACUAGUGGUGGCAGCGUUUCUCAUCAUCUGCACAUACGCAAGAACAGUACUUCAGAGCAGCAAAAGAGAGAAUCUGGCUACAUCUCCAGCAGCUCUGAGAGCUUUCCGUUCCCGGCACGCAAAUAA
Molecule: messenger RNA, 1913 nt
Organism: Geodia barretti
Lineage: Eukaryota; Metazoa; Porifera; Demospongiae; Tetractinellida; Geodiidae
Source: the annotation of a GenBank genome assembly